Molecule: messenger RNA, 1713 nt
Organism: Yarrowia lipolytica CLIB122
Lineage: Eukaryota; Fungi; Ascomycota; Dipodascomycetes; Dipodascales
Biological process (GO): retrograde transport, endosome to Golgi
Molecular function (GO): phosphatidylinositol binding
Source: RefSeq, a predicted model, not a curated record
AUGUCCGAUUUCGAAGACAACAACCCGUUUGCGGGCGCAGAUCGCCGGGACUCGGUGUCUUCUGACGCUACCGACGACGGCCCCAGCGCCAGCUUUCUCGCCACAAACACAACCAAUGAUUUUGGAGGCGCCUCCUUCAUGGCGGGAGGGGGCUCCUUCUACGGAGCAGCUUCGCAGAUAGGAGGACUUGGGGGCAUGGGAAUGAGCGCCUACGACCCCGAGUCUGCCCUUGCCAAUCCGUUUGACGAUGGCUCCAACAGCUUUUCUGCCACCCCUACUGCCUCCAUUACUAACCAGAACGACACCGCCCAUGAAGCGACCAACGAGAGGACAACAACCGCCAGCCAAUCUAACAUUCCACCAAUUGAAAUCAUUGAGGCCAACAAGAACCAUGAAGGCACUUCCAGGGGAUUCAUUACCUACACCAUCCGAGUUGGAGAUGUAUCUGUGCGAAGACGAUACUCCGAGUUUGAGUCGCUCCGAACGACCCUCACCCGCAUGUUCCCCACGCUCAUCGUGCCGCCCAUUCCUGAGAAACACAGCAUUACAGACUACGCCGUGGCCCCCACCAAGGCCCGCGAAGACAAGGACAUGAUUGAGCACCGACAACGCAUGCUACAGGUGUUUCUCAACCGAUGUCGCAACCUACCCCAGAUCAGCAAUUGCAUUGUUUUUCAGCGGUUUUUGGAUCCCCACGCCUCGUGGUCUGAGGUGCUGAACUCCCCUCCUGUCUCUACUCUCCCCCGUUACUCCCUUCGAGCACCACCAGUGGACCCUUCCAACAAUGUCACAGAGGCCCACAGCUAUCUGCCUAUCCCUUCUGCCAAUGGAGUAGUCCGAAACCGAGGUGGGGACGAAGAGGGAAAACAAGAGGCGUUUUUUGCCGAAGCAGAAAAGACGGCCAAGGAAUACGAGGCUGUGAUUGGAGGAGGACUCGAAAAAGUGGCCCGCAGAAUCCUCAAACGAUAUACAGACAUUGCGGGAGAUUAUGCCGAGCUUGGAGGCCGUUUCAAUGCUCUUUCGCUCGAAGAGUCUGACUCUCGUAUGGCUGCCACGGUCGAGAAAGUCGGUCAGGCCAUUGAUUCCAAUUACCUGGCCACCAACCAUCUCGUUCGAGAGUUGGGCCGACAGUUCGGAGAACCUCUUGCUGAGUCAGCUCAGUUUUCGGGCGUGGUUCGGUCUGUUCUCAAGUACCGAAAGCAGAAGGCUCUUCAGUUGGAGUUGACCUCCGACUCGCUCGAAGCCAAACGUGUGACUCUGGCGUCUCUGGAGUCUGCAGAGGCCGAUUCCCAGCGAAUCAACGACGCUCUUGGCCGAACACGGUCGAACAAUGGCCCUUCUACAACUAAUUCUGGGGAACAGCCCUCUGCCUCGCCAGCUCCCAAAAAGUCUUCAGGCUUCAAAAUCCCUGGUCUUUCUUCUCUCAACAGUGCAUUUAACAACAUGAUGGAUGCCGAUCCGGAGGCCUCCAGACGCCAGGGCAUUGGAAAGACACGGGAGCAAAUUGGACAGCUGGAGCAGGCUCUCGAGGUUGCCCAGAAGGACAUUGUUGUGGCCAACGAGAGUGUGGAGAAGGAUCUGGAGCGGUUCCGGGCCGAGCGAGAGGCCGAUCUCAAGUGCAUGAUUCGAGCUUUCCUGAAAUGCCACAUUGACUGGGCUAAGCAGAACCUCGACACCUGGCAGAGUGCCCAAGCAGAGGUGGAAAGCAUGUAG